Molecule: messenger RNA, 1907 nt
Organism: Portunus trituberculatus (swimming crab)
Lineage: Eukaryota; Metazoa; Arthropoda; Malacostraca; Decapoda; Portunidae
Product: zinc metalloproteinase nas-4-like
Exons: 12
Coding region: 160-1527 (455 amino acids)
Biological process (GO): proteolysis
Molecular function (GO): metalloendopeptidase activity; zinc ion binding
Source: RefSeq, a predicted model, not a curated record
CCGAGAGAGGGCCCACCACCACCACCACCUCCACCCCCAGGCUCCUCCAUCCCUCCCAUCCAGAGACUCCACCGCUCCUCCACCUGCCGGGUCAUUAGUGCCUCUCACCUGUGGAGGCAGAAUUGUCCCGGCGCGGAUCGCUGCUGUGCUGCUGAUAAGAUGUCAGCGUGGCGUUGGGUCGUGGGCGUGGUGGGCGUGCUGGCGGCGGCGCGGUGUGGCGUGAAGGCGGGCACGGUGCGGGCGUCAGACCCCAUGGUGGAGGGCCUCAUGUCGGAGAUACAGAUGGACCCCAACAUGCCCCAGCUGCCCCUUGGGAACCCUGACUCGAUGCUGACAGACAUUCCGGGAAACCCCCUCGACCCCAACGACUAUGAGAACGGCUUGCAGAUGGUGCACAAGGACUGGGACCCUUCGAGCAAGAGUGACCCUAUAGAGCUGGCGGGACUCUUCCAGGGAGACAUCAUACUGCCCAACCAAGAUGACUACUACAGCCUCAUCCAUCCUGCCGACGCCCCACAGGCCAGGAACGCUAUCAAGACCAUGACGAAGCGCUGGCCCAAUGGAGUGAUUCCCUACGUUAUCUCCUCCUCCUAUAACAAGAAGGAGCGUGCGGUGAUCGCCGUGGCCAUGAACACCUACCACCAGAACACCUGCGUGCGCUUCGUCCCCCGCACUGUGGAGAAAGACUACAUCCACAUCCACAAGGGCGACGGGUGUUCCAGUGUGGUAGGCAGGGUAGGGGGCGCGCAGGCUCUCUCACUGGGGCCGGGCUGUCUUUACGUGGGUAUUGUGAUGCACGAGUGUAUGCACGCCGCGGGGUUCUGGCACGAGCAGUCACGAGCAGACCGCGACAGCUUCAUCACCAUCAACACAGCCAACAUCCAGGCCGGCAUGGACUACAACUUCCAGAAAUACUCGUGGGACAAAAUACAGAGCCUGGGGGUGGAUUAUGACCUGGGCUCAGUGAUGCAUUACGGCCCCUACGCCUUCGCCAAGGACCGCACCAGACCCACCAUUAUCCCCAGAGUGAAGGGCGCCGAGAUAGGACAACGCCGAGCUCUCUCGCCUAAAGACAUCCAAAAGAUCAAGAUUCUGUACAACUGCGCCAACACGAGCACGACCAACGUAGUGACCCAGGCGCCGCUGCCCGCCAAGCCUGAGACUGGUAAGUGCAAGGACAACGACAAGUUCUGCAAGGCUUGGGCCACAUCAGGAGAGUGUGACAAGAACCCCUCCUGGAUGCACGUCAACUGCAAGGUGUCCUGCAACAAGUGUGGUGUGGGGUGCGGGGACAACAACGAAUUCUGUUCCUACUGGCAGUCCAUCGGAGAGUGCACCAAAAACUCAGGCUACAUGCACAAGUACUGCCGGAAGUCGUGCGGGACCUGUCACGCCGCCAGUGACUACGACGAGACAGUGUGCGAGGACAAGAACACCUACUGUCCGGACUGGGCGGCGCAGAAGGACUGUAUCACCAACCCUGACUACAUGCUCAAGUUCUGCAGGAAGUCUUGUGGCGUGUGCUGAGCCUUCCCCCAUGGUGACCACCCUGCGCACCUGCCACCCUCCGCCCUCCGCCCUCCACCCUCCACCCUCCAACAGCCACUACCGCCCACCAGCCACUAGCCAUUUAUCCACCCUCCAUCCACUUCUAAUUGUUCUUAUUAUGGUUUGGUAUCCUGUGUGUGUGUGUGUGUGUGUGUGUGUGUGUGUGUGUGUGUGAGCUCGUCGUUUCUUUACAUCCAUCAAAAACUGUAUACACUUAAUUGUAACUGCUGAAAUGUUAUCAUCACUAUUGUUAUUAUUAUUUUUAUUAUUAUUAUUAUUAUUAUUAUUAUUAUUAUUAUUAUUAUUAUUAUUACUACUACUACUACUACUACUACUACUACUACUACUACUACUACUAC